UUCUCUUCAGCUUUUCGCGAUACAGGUUCCCCUGCAAAAUUUGUAGAAUGUUUGUCUUGUGGUAGGACUUUCAAUCCAACUGUCCUAGUAGGUGAUGUUUAUUGUUUAUAGCUGUUGUUUUUAAUAGUAUCACAGUUUUAAGUGGAACUACCAGAAGAGGAAGUGAGAAAUUUUAUAACAUUCAGCGAAUAACCAGAAUACUUCAUGUUUGGUUAUAUCUUUCUUUACAGUUUAGUGAACUAUAAUUGGAUAAAUACACAAAUAAAUAAAUUGAUAUUCUUAAAAUCAAUGAAGUGACCGCCUAGCAAGCAGAAGUUAUUUUUUGCCUUGAAUGGAAAAUUCCCGGGGGUGGGGACUCUUGAGUUGUCAAAUCCCCCAGGGUGGGGACGAAAAAAGAGGGCAAAUGCCCCUUCCUCCGUCAACACUGCAACAUUUUUCAUUGAUUGCACAGUCGAGUAGUGCCAUUUUAAGCAUUUUAAUGGGCAAUUUUUUGUUUCAAUUAAAGUUUUCCUUUGUAACAGCACUAGGAUUCUAAUUAAGACUUCACGCCGCGACAACAUGCAACAGUUUAUAAUUUUAGUAUUGAUGUAAAAUUAUUAACUUUAAUAGAGUGCUGUAAAGUUAUAUGUUAUGAAUAGUUUUAUAAAUAUGAAAGGAUGUUUUUCAAAUAAUAUCAACAGAAAUUUGAUUCAAUAACCAAAAAACGUUGAUUCACGUCAAUAGCUCCCCAUUUCGCUAUGUAAUUCUGGCUUGAUAAGCAAUGAAGAAAUGUAUAAAAUCAAGAACAUGCCUUUACAACCCUCUUCAAUUUUUUUCUGUCCUUGACAGAUGAGCCAAUCUGCUUUCUUUCCCAGUACAAUCCUAUGUAUAGUUAUAUUCUGAUAGGAAACCACGUGCGUGUCAAAAGCUCAGGAAUGGCCCCGGGGUUGGCAAAUGCCGGGCCCCUAGGCAGCACAAAAUUUGCUGGGCACAGCUGGAAUUGACUGAUGCAUUACUUUUCCUCCAUAAAUGCUUCCAUUCAAACAGUAGCUUAUGCCAACAGCUGUCUCAGUUUCUAUCUACAUACCCACUUUUUUACCUCACUUUUUUUUUAGCAAAUAGUGAACUCCCUGUCUUGGGUCUUUUCUGGCUUGUGUUAACACUCUGUCAUGCACUUAUCAGCAGCCAUCUCGGGGGAUCAACCCGGCUGGGGACAUAAGCAUAAUAAGGGCAUAGGUUCUAAUCGUGUUAUCUGCAAAGGGGAUAUCCUAUCACAGCAGAUGUAACCAGAUGAAGCUGGAUUUGUUGACAUUUGCUGCCAAUUUUUAGCCCUAGAUUGGGGGGAUUGGAUUGCUUUUGCACUCUUGUAGCCAGAUACCCCAAGGAAAAACCCACGGAAUGUGUAAUACACCUGGUGGAAAAGAACUGGGAAUAAGAAUAGGUAGACCAAAUAAUUCCAAGAUGGUGUGAAUCCCUCCGGAAGGUGGGUCUGGAAGAAGGAAGUAUGAAAAGUAUAAAAUUCCUUACUAUCAAGCAAAUGAAAACAUACCACCUGCCUCUUUUUAGUUUGGUUUUUUCAAAGAGAAUCACACAACCUUUGCUUUUGCUUCACUUUCUACUUGCUAUUUAUCAGAAAUUUACAAAGUGGAAGUCCUUGGAAAUACUGCCCUUUGUGACUUGAGGCUUUAUCUUAACAAACUGUUGCUCCAGGGGAGGGACAUUAGUAGCUUUUUGUGGAGAAUAUUUUUCUUGGGUGAAGGGAAUUGUAAACAUUGUGCAAGUGCUUAGGGAUUGCCCGGGAUUCCCCAGGGAUUGCUGCUGAAAAGUGCAUUACCUUUUUUUCCAAAUUUUUAUUUAAACUCUUUCCUCAUGUAAAACCUCUGCAGGCAGGCAAGCCAUCUUCUUGUGCGACAUGUUAAAGAUUAGAAACAAAGUUGUAAAAUUCUGCAUAAAAGAAUUCCCAAGGCAGUAAAUUUGAAAAGAAUAUCCACGCACAAAGAGUGUAAAUGCAGAUCAUUUUCGUUGCAAAUGCGGCUUUAUGGAGGACAAAAAUCCUUGGAAUGGUUAUUGAAAACCUUCCUUCCACAUCCAUAACAUAUCAAACAGGGCUAGAAAUAAUUUCCUGGCUGGCGCCAGUCAAGUUGUCCGGUCAAACCUAUUUUUGCUUGGACACAACCUGUUUUUGGCCGCACAAAAAUUUGUCUUUCAUUUGGAAUUAUCUGAUGGCACUUUACAGUAAAAUACAUGCGGACUAUUAUAAAAAUACUUUACAAUACUAUACACACUACUCCCGAAUUUGCGGUGACAACUUUAUAGAGGACAAAGCAAUAAGUUUUUAACUUGCAACUCCCGGAAAAUGAAAAACCACUGUUACUGCCCUGCUGCGCUGGGCUUCUGAAAGUUCAACAUAUUUGAGACUUAUCUCUGCUAAUGGGGCUGUUUUUGCCAUAAACUUGCAAAUUUAUCUUGAAACUUCGUUACUGCAAUGAGAAAAUGUCCCAAAACUACCAGCUGCUCCAGAUUAUUAUUGCAAAAAACUGGGCACUGGCUAGUGCAUGCUAUAAAACACUUUGCCAUUGGCGCAUUUCUGAGCUCAUUGUUGUUAAAAGAGCAAAUGAUGAUCUCUUAUAAAAAAAAACCUUGUGCGAGACAAUACCAAGUCCAAAUGAGGUUGCAAAGCAAGCGGGGGUUUUAAGCGCAAAAUCAGCGGUUUUAAAAAGACAGCAUUAGUAGUUGAUGUUUCUGUUGUUGUUGCUAUUGCACAGGCUAACACUCAUCAUCCCCCCCCCCCAAAAAAAAAAUUAAAAAUUGACAAAAUUGCUGUUUUGUUUCAUUAAACACAUUCAUGAAAUCAGUGCAAAACCGAUCGCUUUCUAGUGAAACUUGCCAAGAAAAUUUCUGCGAAAUUGGCUUUAUUUUAAUAAUCGUUUUUCGAGGAAAUUUGUCUCAGAUUUUUCCACAAGAUCGGCUGCUUUUUCCACGAAUUUGUCUCUGAAAAUCCCACGAAAUUUGACUUUUUUCCGCAACCUAUCAGAGGCCCUGUAUUAUGAAUGGUUUACAUUAUGAAAGUUCUUGAUCUGGUUGCCUUUUUCUCUCCCCCCCCCACACGUUUUUGCUUCAUGAAUGUCAGUAAUGUCCAAUCUUGACCAAUCAUACUUAAAAAAGUGAACGUCCGAAUUACAUUAGAAGCGUAAAAGAGCGGACAAAAUGUCCGGCCAUCUAAGAAUUUGACCGGACAAACCUAUUUUUGACCAGACAUUGUCCUUUGACAGGCCGUUAUUUCAAGCCCUGUCAAAUAUGCACAUGUAGCGUCAUUUAUACACUUCUCUAACCGUUUGGAUACUAUGAAUUGCCCUCCCGUCCCCCCUACAAACAAUGUUGGGAUAAACAAACACUUUUAGGACGGGGUAAAGUGUACAGGGAUGCAUAAACUACAACAUUGGUGGGGGGCAAGGGGGAAAGGGAGAAAAAUUUAGACAGAUCGUGUUAAUUGUCCUAAGAAUUUUGACUUCCAUUGUUGGUGGUGAAAUUUGCUCGUCUGACAUAAUCUUGCAUUAAGGGCCAUUCCUUUAUGACAUUUGUGCUCCAGAAACAAGUUUGCAAGAGAAGUGUGUUUUAUUGAAGCUCAAUUUUAAAACACAUCUCUGUGAAAAGCUUGUGUGUAUUUUGACUAAUAUUGAUAAUGAUGACAGUAAUAAUAAUUUAAUAAUGUACAUCUUACUGAUAGUGCUAACAAUCAAGCAAUCAGGGAUAACAUCACUUAUUGUAACUGUCUAUAGGGGGAGAUCUCAUUUCUUAACUAAAAGUACCAUAUGAUGUUUAUUUAUAGUUGUAUCUUAUUGAUGUUCUUGCCUCUGUAGGGGCGACAUGAGAAAGUUUGUCAAGGGCAAAAACAAAGAAAGCCAUUUGAUUCAUCUAAGCAGAGAACUGCAGAACUCUCUAAAGAUUUUAAAAAGAAAUCUGCAAAAGUUGAGUCUGAGUUACAAUCUCGGGCAAAGAAGGUAAUCAACUCAGGGUAACUUUCUCUUAAAACUGUUUUUAAUACUGGUCUUGAUAUCCAGAGUAUUUUGCACCAGCCAGGACACCAAACUAAUCACUGGAUGUCCAGUUCUCAAUUCCCCACAUGGUACAUUCAGUUUUGCUGAAAAAAGCCUUUUGAAGUUAGGUAAGCUGUUUUGUGGUCACUGUCUGGGUAUAAUUAGCUGAAACUGCCCAAAACAAUGUUAUAGGUGUGUGAGCACCUCUGCUCCAUUCUGGUAUGUUUUGAAACAUCUCUUUCUCCUGCACAAGUUAGAUGACUAAGUUAUCCUUGACCAUUAAAACUGAUGAUGUCACAAGUGUUAGAAAAACUAGAAUGGAUUUAUGUGGAUUUGCAAGGGUGUUUAUGGGCAGGUUUUGGGGAGAAUGGGUUAAAGGUAUUUUACCAGUUAUUAGACAAUCAUGGCAAAAGGCCUUUAAUGGUCAAGUUUAUACUAGAGAAAGAUUGUCCAUCUAAGACGAAAAAUAUCAGUGCGAGACUGAUAAAUCGUCUAGACAUAAAUCCAGUGUCAAGAUAAAUUUUGUCCCCAAAUUAGUCUUGUCUGUCAGUACAUCUGUAAGAUGUGGUGGCAGAAGUCAGUCAAGUGCAGACAAAUUUUAGGGCCAAAAUUCGUCUGGACACCUAGACAAAUUAUCCAUCUCAGACAGAUAAUUCAUCUUAGACGGAUAAUAAAUUGUCCCUAGUAUAAUUCAGCCAAUAGUUUGAUCGUGGGACCUAUGCAGUUGUGACAGCCUUUUUGCAUAGUUAGAAUGUGUACGUGCAUGUUACAAAUGUUUGUAUUCAGAGAGGUAUGGUGUGGGCAUGUCUUCUUAUUGUUUUGUUGUUGAUGUUGUUUUAUACCUGGAAUGAUUCCCCUUUUAGUCAAACUGGAGAGACAAACAUGAAGAGUUUAUUAGCAACAUCCGAGCUGCAAGGAAUGUGACUGUUGCUCAAAAAACUGGAGGACCUCUUCCACCCCCUCCACCACCAGCUGCAAAUCCAGAUUAUGUCCAGUGUCCUCACUGCAGUCGGCGAUUCAAUGAACAUGCUGCUGAGAGACAUAUCCCAUUUUGUAAAGAACAAAAAAGCCGCAUUGCUAACACUUCUUCAGCAAAAUCCUCAAGUCUGGCUAAACGAACACAGGUAUGAGAAAAUUAGUGUAGUUUAUUAACAUUUAAGACUUCUUCAAACAACUUAGGAACUUACAGUACUAUUGGGGUGUACAAUCAAACCCUAAGUAACAGUGUGGUAAACAAUAUCAUAUGUUGGCCUUGACGCCUGAGGUAAAAUAAGCUGUCACUAGAACCUUAGUAUUAGGUCAUCAAUCACUUCACAGCAGUGACUAUUUGUUUUCUCAAAGCAGAAAAUUCUUUUUAAAUGACUUUUAAACAAUCCUCAUAUAACUACCCAUGGUAUAAAAUAAUGCAAUUUUGUUUAGGUGUGUGCCAUCCAAUUAAGUGGUGAUGUUAUUGGUCAUCUGUCAAACUGCACCAAGUUUGCACUAACGUGCACCAAUCUGCACCAAACUGCACUAAGCCAUGAUGUUAUUGGCUAUGAAGACUUGUAAUGUCAUUAGUACGUUUCGAUCCAUCUAUUUCCACAGUUAAACUGUCGCUUACUGUUAGUCAAAACCAACUACAGGAGAACGACUGAACAACUGACAGUUUGACCAACAGUAAAAGGCUGUUAAACUGUGAAAAUAGAUGGAUCGAAAUGCACCAAUUACAUUACGAGUCUUCAUAGCCAACAACUUCAGGGCUUACUGGUAACUGACAGAUGACCAAUAACAUCGCGGCUUAAUUGACCAAUCCGGAUAACGUGAUACAACUGCACGAAUCGGCACCAAAUUGCACCAAACUGCACCAAUCUGCACAAAAGGGCACCAAGUUGCACCAGUCUGCACCAUGUUGCACCAAACUGCACCAAUUUGCGCCAACGUACAGUAAACCAACAUUCAGCAAACUGCAACAAUCUGCACCACAUUGCACCAUUGAGCACCAAAGUGCACCAAUGUGUACCCAACUACACCGAUCUGCACCAAACUACACCAACCUGCAGCAAAAUGCACCACUCUGCACCAAAUUACACCAAGUUGCACCACACUGCACCAAUCUGCACAAAGUUGCACCAAACUGCACCAGUCUUCACCAAAUUGCACCAAACUGCACCAAUCUGCACAAAAGGGCACCAAGUUGCACCAAACUGCACCAAGUUUGCACUAAAGUGCACCAAACUGCACCAAACUGCACCAAGUUUGCAAUCUGUGCCAAAGUGCCAACAUUCAAAACUGCACCAACUUGCACCAAUCUGUGCCAAAUGUAAAACUAACCAACAUUCAACAACACCAGCUGCACCAAACUGCACCAGUUGCACCAAAUUGCACCAAAUUGCAUGCACACCAACUACACCAAUCUGCAAUCUGCAACUCGCACUGCACCAGCAUGCAAGUCAAAACUGCACCAAUCUGUGCCAAAGUAAAGUAAACCAACAUUCAGCAAACUGCACCAAUCUGCACCAAGUUGCACCAAAGUGCACCAAUAUGCACCCAACUACACCAAUCUGCACCAAACUACACCAGCAUGCAGCAAACUGCACCAGUCUGCACCAAAUUGCACCAAUCUGCACAAAGUUGCACCAGACUACACCAAAGGGCAGGAAACUGCACCAAGUUGCAUCAAUCUGCACUAAGUCGCACUAAACUGCACCAGUCUUCACCAAGUCGCACUAAACUGCACGAAUCUGCGCCAAAUUGGACCAUACUGCACCAAUUUGCAUCAAUCUGCACCAAACUCUACCAAGUUUCUCCAAACUGCACCAAGUUGAACCAAUCUGCACCAUGUUGCACCAAACUGCACCAAUAUGCGCCAAUGUGCGGUAAACCAACAUUCAGUAAAUUGUACCAAUCUGCACCACAUUCCACAAAUCUACACCAAGUUGCAUCAACGUGCACCCAACUACGCCAAUCUGCACGAAACUACAACAACAUGUAGCAAACUGCACCAGUCUGCACCAAAUUACACCAAGUUGCACCAAACUGCACCAAUCUGCACCAAGUUGGACCAAUCUACACUAAGUUGCACCAAAUUGCAGCAAACUGCACCAAGUUGUAUCAAACUGCAGCAGUCUGCACCAAGUUCCACCAAACUGCACCAAUCUCCACCAAAGGGCACCAAGUUGCUCCAAACUGCACCAAGUUGCACCAUGUUGCACCACAUUGCACCAAUCUGCACCAAGUUGCACCAAUGUGCACCCAACUACACCGAUCUGCACUAAACUACACCAAAAUGCAGCAAACUGCACCAGUCUGCACUAAAUUACACCAAGUUGCACCAGUAUGCACAAAGUUGCACCAGACUACAGCAAAGAGCAGCAAACUGCACUAGUCUGCACCAAGUUUCCCCUAGUUGCACUUAACUGCCCGAAUCUGCACGAAUCUGCACCAAACUGCACCAAUCUGCACAAAAGGGCCCUAAGUUGCACCAAUCUGCACCAAACUUCACGAAGUUGUUCCAAACUGCACCAAGUUGCAUCAAUCUGCACCAAAGUAAAGUAAACCAACAUUCAGCAAAUUGCACCAAUCUGCACCAAUGUGCAUCCAACUACACCAAUGUGCACCAAACUACACCAACAUGCAGCAAACAGCACCAGUCUGCAUCAAAUUACACCAAGUUGCACCAAACUGCAUCAAUCUGUACAAAGUUGCACCAGACUACACCAAAGAGCAGGAAACUGCACCAAUCUGCCCCAAGUUGCACCAAACUGCACCAAUCUGCACCAAGUUACACCAAUCUGCACUAAGUUGCACCAAUUGCACCAAUCUUCACCAAGCUGCACUAAACUGCAGAAAUCUGCACCAAAUUGCACCAAGUUUGCACCAAAGUGCACCAAUGUGCAGCAAACUCCACCAAGUUCACCAAUCUGCACCAUGUUGCUCCAAUCUGCACCAAUCUGUGCCAAUGUGCAGUAAACCAACAUUGCAGCAACCUGCACCGAGUUGCAGCAAUGUGCACCAAAGUGCACCAAUCUGCGCCAAUGUGCACCCAACAACGCCAAUCUGCACCAAACUACAACAUGUAGGAAACUGCACCAGUCUGCAUGAAAUUACACCAAGUUGGACCAAUCUGCACUAAGUUGCACCAAUCGGCACCAAAUUGCAGCAAACUGCACCAAGUUGUAUCAAACUGCGCGAGUCUGCACCAAGUUCCACCAAACUGCACCAAUCUGCACUAAAGGGCACCAAGUCUGCACCAAGUUGCACCAACUGCACCAAUCCGCACUAAGUUGCAGCAAACUACACCAAAGGACAACAAACUGCACCAAGUUGCACCAAUCUGAACCAACCUGCACUAAACUGCACCAAUCUGCACCAAAGUGCCAUGCACCAACAUUCAGCAAACUGCACCAAUCUGCAGUACAUUGCACCAAGUUGCACCAAUCUGCAACAAAGUGCACCAAUCUGCACCAAUUUGUACCCAACAACACCAAAAUGCAGCAAACUGCACCAAUAUGCACCAAAUUACACCAAGUUGCAUCAAACUGGACCAGUCUGCACAAAGUUGCACCAGACUACACCAAAGGGCAGCAGACUCCACCAAGUUGCACCAAACUGCACCAAGUUGUACCAAACUACACCAGUCUCCAGCAUGUUGCCCCAAGCUGCACCAAACUACAUCAAUCUGCACCAAGUUACACCAAACUGCGCCAAGUUGCACUAAAGUGCACCAAUGUGUACCAAGUUGCACCAAUCUGCACUAAGUUGUUGUUGUGAUACUUAUUAUUGGGUACUUGUCGUCCGAUCCUACAUUUCAAGUUCAUUACAAAGUGCGACAGCUUAUUUUAGUACAAAGUGCGACAAGUGUUAUAACAGAGUACGACAGAGAAAUGUAUUGUUAGCGCGGCCAUAUGUUAGCAUUUUCCAGCCUUUAACAUAUGUUAUUCAUACGCUAAAUACGGCGAUGUUUUCAAAACGUUGGCAUUUUAUUCGGCUUUUGAACGUUAGUACGCUUAAUACGGCCAUGUUCUAUGUACGUUGGUAUUUUAUUUGGUCUUAGUGCUAGUACGCUUAGUACGACCAUGUUCUAUGAAUGUUGGUAUUUUAUUGGGUUUAGUACGCUCGCUAGUUCGCUUAGUACAGCCAUGUUCUUGUAUGUUAGUAUUUUAUUCAGUCUUAGUACGUCAGCACGGCCGUGUUCUAUGUAUGUUGUUAUUUUAUUUGGUCUUAGUACAGCCAUGUUCUAUGUAUAUUUUGGUAUUUUGGCGGGGUAUUAGUACGUUAGUACAAAUGGUACGGCCAUAUUCUUUUUAUGUUGGUAUUUUAUUUGGUCUUUAGUACAUUGAUACGCUUAGUACGGCCAUGUUCCAUGUACCAUAUUUCCUUGAAUAAUAAUGCACCAGUCAAUUGAAACCCCCACCCCCCGGGUCCCGGGAAAGGGUGGGGGAUUUGACAUAGGCUCUGGUCAAAAGGCAUCAAUAUCCCUACCCUCUGAGGCUGGAGUUCAGAUCAAACGCCACUACCCCUGGGGCAAGAAAGCUGAUACUAUCAAAAGUUCUAAGAAAAGAACGUGCAAGACCUACAUUUACAUGGGAAAAUUUAAUAAUGUUCUUCUUCCAGGUUUGUGCAGCUUUGAUUAAAAUGCUAAUCACACUCUCAUACAGUUUGUUCAACUAUUAAACGAAGGAAAAGCAUGCUGUAUUUCAUUAUUGGUCAUGACCAUCUCAUUACAUGUAUUUAAUAGACUGCAAAUUAGUGAAAUUUGAAAUACACUGUAUAUAUUAUCACACAAACUCCGUUUAUUUGGCUCAAGUUCAGUUUUUUAGAAAUUUAAUACCUUAAACUGUCUACUGAGGUGAAUUCUCCAUGGCUGCAACCUUGCACUGUGCGCAAAUCCACUCUCCACUUGGUGCUGUUGAAAGCCCCACACACUGAAAAUGGAACCACUCUAUGGGACAGUCUUUAUGUUCACAGGCAAUCAUGUCUCCACACUCUGGCCCUCCACAAAUACACCACGAGUCAGUGUAAAAUGGGGUUGACAGGCCUACACGACUCCCCAGCGCGUGUUUAAAACAGCCUUUCUAUAGUUUGGCUCUCACGAGUAUGUCUUUGAGCGACCGCCCUCUUUUAUAAGAUACGAGGGGCGGUUUUUUGUAGAUUUCGCUCAGUAAUGGUUGUUGCUCUAUUAAAUGCCAGUUUUUCAUGAGAAUUUGCUUUAGGUUUGGCACUGAUGGUUGGUAUUGUGUGACAAAAGGCAAGAUUCGUUGGUUUGUCUUUGGUUUCUGUUGAAGGUAAGAUACGAGGGGCGGUUUUUUGUAGAAAUUUGAAAUUUAUUCACAAAAUUCACAAUAUGAACACUAUAAUUGGAGUAUCAAAAGAUUCAACUUCAUUUUUCUUAUUUAAAAUUAAAGUAAAUAUUCAAGACAUACUGUCAGAAGAACAGCUUCUUUAGUAGACAAGUAUUAAAAUAUUUGGUCAUUGUAAUAUAUAUUCUUAGUCAAUUAUAGUACUUCAUUUAUAAGGUAUCUGCACCUUAAAGUAAAUGUGAUGCACAAUUUGCUAUCACAUGUGAAAUAUAGACCACAUUUUUUCAGAUUUUUGUUUUAUCCUACUAUUAUUUGGCAAGAAUAAUAAUCAAACAAAUGACAAGUUUGUUUACCUUUAACACUUCCCUUCUCAUUUCUUGUUGUGUGCAGGGAAUCUUUGGGCUGUGCAAAAAAAAAAAGCAAAAACAAUUAGGGUUUGCAAACAGAUCAGUUCCAAAAACUUUUUCAAAAACUAAAGUAUUAUAAACAUAAAUCAGUGCAGACAUACCUGAUCGACGGAUGUAGGUUGUGAAACAUUUGGAGGUGGCUUCGACUGCAAAACAUGCACUUGGAUUUUAUCCUUGUGUUCAAUGUUUUGAACGGUAACAUCGACCCACUCCCCCCAGUCUUCUUCAUACUUUUGGAAAAUUAUCCGUGCUUCACUGUCCAGGCUAAAACACUCUUUAACUUUUACAGCAACAUCUUCAUUUUGAUGAAGGUCAAGAACCUUACGGCUUUCUUCGUAUUGAAAUAAAACCUGUAGGAAAUCAAAGAAGAGAACAGCUCAUGACCUGACCUUUCCGCAUCAUUACCCAUGCAUACCAUUUGAAUUUCAAUGGAAAUUAAAUGUAAAUAAUACAUCCAAACAAUAGAAAACAAAUUACUUGAUUCAGAUUGAAUAUCAAUUGCAGUGGAUGGUAAAGUAAAAGCAUGAUAUGCGUGGAUUCAAACCACUGUUACGUACCUUUCUUUCGCCUUCCGCCAUCUUGGAAGUUCCAUGUGAAGUACUAGUGCCCAGUUCCACUCUUGCCCGAGGUGGGGACGGGAACCGCGGUCGAAAACAGUCAAAUGCACCACCCCCAGGGGACAGCUUGUUGUUCAAAAGUGAUUCGAUGCCCCUAUUUUCCCCCACCCUUCCCCGGGACCUGGGGGGUGGGGGUUUCAAUUGACUGGUGCAUAAGCGGGGCGAUUAUUUACUUUUUCGCAUCAAAAGGGAGCGGAUGAUUAUUCGAGGGAGGCGAUUAUUUCAAAUAUUGGUCACUAGAAGUGGUGCCCUAAAUAUUUUGUUUUAUUAUCCCGAUAAAUAAAAAAAUUAUCACAUCAAAUAAACUGAACAUGGGCUUUUAAAGUGUUCCAAAUUUGGUUCCUUGAUUAAUUUUUAGAGCUUGAAUUGUCACUGAUCAGUUUUGGUAGAUCAGAUUCCACUUCAACUUGACAGAGACGGGAUAAAAGAAACAGAAGGUGGCGAGAGGGGUGGCGGGGGGGGGCAAUUAUCUUAAAUAUUACCAUCAAAGGGGAGUGAUUAUUCAAUGGAGGCGAUUAAUCGAGGGACAGCUGUUGUUCGAGGAAAUACGUCAUGUUGGUUUUUUAUUCGGUCUUAGUAUUUUGGUAGCUUAGUGCAGCCAUGUUCUAUUUAUGGUGGUAUUUUAUUCGGUCUUAGUAUGUUGGUACGAAUAGUACGGCCACGUUCUAUGUAUGUUAGUAUGUUUUUUUGGUCGCUUAGUACGGCCAUCUUCUACGGUGUAUGUUGGUAUUUUAUUCCACCCUAGUCACGUUAGUACCCUUAGUACGGCCAUGUUCUAUGUAUGUUGGUAUUUUAUUCCGCCUUAGUCAUGUUAGUACGGCCAGUAUGGCCGUGUUCUAUGUUCAGUGUUCUAUUCGGUCUUAGUACAUUAGUACGCUUAGUACAGCCAUGUUCCACGUUUGUUGCCAUUUUAUUCCGCCUUAUAAUUACCUUGAUAAGCCAAUUAUAGAUAUGGUCAAGAGUUCUGGAUGUUGCAAAAAAAUCAGCUCGGAAUCCAGCUCUAAUCAAUAACCGUACGUUAUGUCCAUUCUGGUUUUUAAUAGUAAAUUAACAAUUAUGCCCAUGUCAGCAAGCCAUGUAAGUUGUCAGCCUAAAAAUGCGUCCAUCUCACAGUCGUAAUCGAAUUACUAAAAAAAAUAAAGCAAGUUCAUUCCUAAACAUUUUGCUUACCCAAAACGAGUUGGAAUGACAAUUGUUAUGGCAAUAUUGUUGAAACAGUGCCAAUCAAUGUUGUAAGUUUGUUUUAAUGCUAUUUUACGCUAAAACUUGUCUUUUUAAAUAAUGUACCUGGUAACAUUGCCUUGACUGAGCAAUCAGAUGUUGCGAUAACAGUAGCUGUUGAGUGAUCAGGAUCCACUGCGUUAACAAACUGUCGUACUUUUUCACUUGGGGAUUAAUAACAAAGUGUGUUGUAUUUUUUAGUAUAAACCACCACUUCCUGGCAAGAAGAGCAGCACAGCAGCAGCCAUGCCCAUAUCAUCAGCAGCAAAAUCCAGACUGACAUCUUCAAAGACAACAUCUGAAUAUUCAUCUCCUGGUCUAAGUACUGGUGAGAAAUAUUGAUUUAUGUGAAAUUCCUAACAAGACCUUUCCCAAAAACUAAACAACAAUUUUCAAGGACCAGCUUCCAGAGGAAUAACACAUUAAAUAACUUGUUUAAGCAAAAAGUUUGAAAAAAAAUGUAUAUUUUGGGGCUUAACUGUUCAAGAGGCAGAGGCCUAUGAAACAGUUCCUCUAAACAGUUGCCUGAUAAGUGUGUUAAAUUGAUGGACAUGGUUGAAUGACUGAAUGAUAUAAUUUAACUUAGGACAUAGUAGGGCUGAUUAAACCCGUAGCUAAGAAAAUAGCUACAAUCAGUUACAAUAUUAGUUGAGAUACUUCCUAAAGGGCCUCUCGGAUGUUUGAUACCUUCAAAAGGGGAAAAUGAAGCUUUCCUCUCCCCCCACUAGCCUGUUCCAGACGUUCAGAUCAUGGGGACAACGCGAAGAGAUUCACACUGCACUCUACUAUCUGAACACCUGGAACAGUUUAUCCCUCAACUCUUCCAUGCAAUGUUGUGCCGCUGUUCAAUCUUCCUGAAGGAAACAAUAUACACGACAACUUUGAAUGGAGGGGGAAAUAGAGGGGUGUGGAUUGUUUUAUUCUCUGAAAUUACCAAAUUUUAGGACAGUGACUCGAGAGUUUUAUUGCCAGUUGUUGGAAUUUUUUGCCAAAAAUUAUUUGUCAUUUUCAAUUUAUGCACAGGUGUAAGUCUUGGAUCAGGUCAUGGCAGACAACCUCUGGCAUCACCGAGUGCUCGGAGAAAACAGGCAAGAAGUAACAGUCCUGCAUCAUAUGGUAAGGUCCAUAACUCACCUUCAGCACAGAGAAACAGAGAAAUUAAUGGAACAAGAAGUAAGCAGAAAAAAAAAGUAACUAAAGGAGCUGUUUCUUGAAAUUUACAAAAGGCAAACAAUGAGAGCGGCCACAAACUGAAUGGAACAAAAAAUAACAUUGACUUGCCCCUGUAAAUCUUGCCGAAAAACGCGUUUUGAAGCUUGUUGAUUGGUGUUCUGGUCACUUCCUUACUAAAAAGAACUAAAACUUACCACAAAACCAUUUACAGGUCGUUCGCUAAUGUGGCCUUCUGAUCUAGAUGCAAAAUAUUAGCUUGCGGAGUUUGGGCAUGGGCAGAAAGCUAAAUUUUGAGAUAAGUUUUGGGUUUAAUAGUGACACAUUUACAGCAGUCUUGAUUUUUACUUUACUUUCCGCUAUCUCUCGGGUUGAUCCUUCCCACUUUUUUCACUUUUCUUACCCCUUUUUGUUUUUUUGUUUGCUGGGCAUUUAGUAGGAUUAUCUUAGAAUUGUGUGAAAGGAAAGGUAGGUGGGUAGUGGAACAUGAUUUCAUGGAAAUUUUCAGGUCAAUGUCAAUGUUGUCUUGACUGAAUCGUGCUCAUUCUGGUAUGGAUAGAGAGAUCUCUUCACUCUGCACAAGUUAGCAGGCAAAACUGUCCUUGACCUUGAAAAAUGAUGAAUCCUGCCUAAGUCUUAAGUCCUAAGUUUAGGGUGAUGAUGGAGUUCACAACAAUGGGAGUGAGCUAUGGAACUGGUAUCGGAAGAGAUCCCACUGCGGGAUGCCAUAAGUGGGGGAAAAGGGAAACUGGCAGGCCUCUCUGCUGAGAAACUGGAAGAAAAGAAUGCAACAGUAAAGAGUAAAUUAAUAAAUUAUCAACCGAUGAACCAACGGGAACAGAAUCAAAACUAUUUACAGAAUAUGUGGCUGGACUAGGAGGCCUAACAAUGGCGAAACCCGCCUUUUGACUGUGAUAGAGACUGGGAAUGGUGGCGGGGGGCAACGGAUGCGUGGAUGGUCCAGCAGAGGAGUCACGAAACCUGCAGCAAGCAAAGGGCCGUUCCAAGAGUGGCUCUGCUGGCUGGACUGAGGGUUACCAGUAGACACUGGAGGCUCUGCCGGUGCUAUGGCAAAAAAUGUUGUGGAACCUGAUGAGCUGUGUGAAAAUUAUAGAGAUCUGGAUUGAUGCAAGACCAGUCCGUGCAUUCUGUAGCUGACAUUCUUUCCUGAACGCUAUGUUGCACUGGAGCCAAGACUUGUGAGAGAAGCGUUUUGCUAUGUGAAUCUACUCUUUCCGGCAAGAAGGGAAUGAAACACUGAUGCAACGGAUGGUGAAGGCCUUUUCCCAUGGGAUGCCUGAAAUCAAUAGUUUUCCCUCCAAAAACGUGUGGGCCUGGAUCUCUUGAGCAUUUAUAUUGUAAUAAGGUAAUAAAUCUGCCAGGUAUACAAAGAGCUUCCCCUUUCCCCCCCUCCCUGUAAUUAUUUUCACCAGCUUGUAUGGGACUGGAGCGUACCCUGGUCCUACCACGAACACUCUGAAGGGAGGGAGUGCAGAGGAAUCAACUACGAGCCUGUUACAAGAGCCCCCAAGUGCAAUAGACAAAUUGUUGAUGGAAGUGGCGGGAAGAUGGAAAACUAAAGAAGUCUUAAGUCUUAGGUGGAAAUAAGCGAGGGAACAACAAGAGUACCUGCCAUUGUGUAGGAUGUGACAAAGCUCAUGGAUGAUGACGACUGCGUUGAAGAAGUUGAGGCAAUUACAGCCAAAGGUCUCGCCAUUUGCGGGGCAAAGAGAUGAUUUAUCUUCUUCCUCUAUUCUUUUAUAACCUUAAGCAAGCAUCCAGGUAACUUGUGGCGGGCAAUUUGUUCUGGCACGUCAUCAUUGUUAUCGCUUCCAAUUUCUGGCACCAAAUCUUUGUUGGUACCUCUGUCAAUUUAUGUUUCUAUUGGACCUGCUGACUACUUUCAUUUAGUGUGAUACCAUCAAGAAUAUCCUUGCUCAUAUUGAAAAAAGUGGGAAACAAAGUUUUCAGAAUUCAUGGUUCACAGUUUCAGUACCUCAUCAGUUGAACUAUAGGCAGUCUUGCGUGAAGACUACUUCAGAUACUGUUCAUGCCUUCAUGAACAACUGCAUUAAUUUUGUGACAAUUAACAUGUUCUUCUUCCCCAGUUGUUACAAAAUUAAUACAGAGCCGUUGUAGAAGAUUACUUUCCUCUUUGUAGCCUGGGUGUUGGCGUGUCUUCUGUGAAAGUAAAACGAGACAGAAAAAUCACAUUUGGGGGUGGCUCUGAGUUGCAAAAGCCAUUGGGUAGUGUGGGGAAUUUAUGCGUUGUUGUAUUGCUACGAGUCAGAGAAGGUCACACCAUGACGUGUACAGCUUCCAGCAAGCUCUCCUUGUAGUUGUUUAGCUUGGCUAUUUCUUGUUGGGGUAGGGGUACUUGACUUGGCUUAGCGAUAUAUAGAUGGCAUAUUCUCAAAGAUAAUGAAAUCUUGUGGAAUUUUGUAAUUUGAUUCUGGGCAAGUAUAAAACAAGAAGGGGAUAAGAUUCAUAAUUUUCUUCAUAAUAAACUUCAACCCUAAUAGACGGAAAAUUUAUUGCAAAGUGUAGACAACCCACUUAUUAAAUCUUAAUUAUGAACUCCCAAGUCCCGCGCGAGAUUCUCAUUUGCUACUGUACUUGUUGUUAAUGCCUUCGAAAUACGUUUAAGCUCAAUCUCCGGAACAGAGAGUUCAGUAAUGGUGUCUCUCAGUGAUUGACCAGUCAUCUGCAAGGAGUCAGGGGCUUCUCUUGAUGAUUUACCGAGAGAUCAUCCAAACACUUGCUAGAAAAACCCAACAAGUGAUGAUUUGCAGUAAAAUUGUACUGCACUGUGUGAAAGGCAAUGCACUAGCAGCUUCCAUGUUCGUCUCAUCGCAGUGUACUCCAAAGUCAUUAUGCUAUUGAUGAGGCUGUUUUUAUUAUUAUUUUUUUUGUUUGUGCGGAAUGAAGAGUCUUUACUCUGGUUUAUAGGAUAAAUAGCAUUUGCAUUCUUUGUCGCAGACAAAAAGAGUGGUGCAUGAAUUACCGUCAGUGAUGAUUGAUCUCGGCAAAUGCCAUUGCCAGUAAAAAUGUUUACUUGUACCUCUCUGAAAUCUGUAUGAUGAUGUAAGAUGUUAGGUGUAGAGGGUAGACUAGUGCAGGCCCAAGCUAUAAUGUUUGCCUUACUAGAUGGUGUUCCUCAACAUAUGCAAUGUGUUAGAUUGUUAGUGCCUUCCUUAUUUGGGACUUUAAGAUCCGAUGACGCGAUGGCGAUGAGAACGUCAAACGAAAUUGCCUAAUUUUACAUUUUAUGUAGAACGUAAACAAGCGACGACGAAAUUUUAUUCUCAUUCUGAAUUUAGAUAAUGUCCCCAAGAUUUCAACUCCAGAAGGAUUCACCUAUAUUAGACCUAGUAAGCAAGUUAGAAUGAUCGUGAUUAAGACUGGAAGAACGCAAAUUGAUCUUUUAAGCGACUUUUUCGCCGCCAUCGCGUCCUAGGAUCUUGACAUUCGUAUUGUCUUUUGAAAGUAGCCAUUUCUCCAGGGACAAAGGACGGGGCAACAUACUCCUGCCAUCAUGCACGUUAAAAAAACAACAACAAACAAAAUCACUUAUUCAUCUCCCCGACUCCCAGCAUUUUAUUUUAUCCCUCCUCCCAGCUCUUUAGCAAAGAUUUCUCCCGCUCCCUACCUGUUUUGGUGAUUUCUCCGUCGUCCUUAUUCUGUUCCUCCCCAAUGUGACUGCUGACUGAGCAGCCAGCCUUGCUCAGUGUGGUUAUUAAUCAGAGCUGUGUUUGAAAACUGAAUGGUCACCCAUUCACAAUUUUUUGAAAAAAUUUACCUGGUAUUCUCAACUACAUUAUUAUGGAUUGGCUUUGAUUACGGGUGAUGUAACUUAUAUUAUGUAUCAGUCACAAGUAAUUUACCAGAACAUUUCUGUUUGGGCUCCUCAAAAUCCUGCACCUUUUUAGCAAGUCAGUACCAUCAUUGACUUAGAGCAGUUUGAGAUAAAAGACCAAGGCUAUGUUCAUACUAUACUGGAUAGCUUUUUGUGGCAUCACGAAAAGCUACUGAUCUGCUAUAAUAUGAACACCUAUCCGAUAUGUGACUCUCCGCUUUAGAGAUUGGCGCAGCGUAACUUUGCUUGCUGUCACAGAAAUCGCACCUCCAUAACUAUGUUUGUGUCUGAACAGAAGCCCAAUCCUGUAUGAUUUUCGUGGCAGGGCAAAAGCUGUCAGUUAUGGUGUGCACAGAGCUUAAAUCUUUGGUGAUAGGAAAACUUGAAAGAGUACCCUGUUACAAAAAUAGUAUCUUAUAGGGCAUAAUGUUUUCUUGCAGGAACAUUUUAUGGCAGAACAAGAAGUAAUGAAAGGCUGAAUAGUGAUCUGUUUGAUUCUGAUGAAGAAACAUCACCUGCAGUACAAACAAGAGAGGCUAGAUAUGGACGCAGAUCCAGCCAAUCAAAUGGCACCACUGGUAAUAAGAGUGGAGCGAGGGUGGGGUCUGGUUCAAGAUAUUCACGGCCCACAUCAGACUACUCAGACACGUCUGAUAGAAUGUCAUCAUCCUCAUCAUCAGGUCGAAAAAACAGGUAAAAACACAAAUUACACGCUUUUACAAGUUUUUCGCAUGCACCCUCUUUCCAAAUUUCAUCACUCAAAAAGACGUGAACAAUUCUUCAGUUAUUUAAGCCAUUCACCUUUUAACUGCCUUUAACUGCUCAUGCGUAUCCACGUCCCUUGUACCCGCUUGUGACAUCUUUAGUUUUAACGAUCUUAGACAACUUUCACGUAUUAACAUGUGCAUAGGGGGAAGAUCUUUCAAACCAUACCCAAAUGUGCACGAUUACGUCGAACAUAGAGGGAGGCAGCGUGACCGAGUGGUCAGCUCGUCGGACUCGCAAUCCGGCGGUCCCGGGUUCGAGUCCCGCUCUGGCCACUUGCUGGAUUUGUUCUCGGUCGUCCCGAGUUCAAAUCCUCAGCCACGCUUGUAAAAUAGCCAAUUGGUUGCCUCCUGCCAGUUGGGGUUUUUAAUCCUGUUAUUUGUUUUCUAAGUAUUUGCUGAUUGUAAAGCGCUUUGGAUCACUAAGAGAAAGGCGCUAUAUAUUAUUACAUGCCGGAGGAAAACGUUAAAAAAAAUCGUGAAGUUGACCAGAAAAUUCCAAUGAAAAUCCAAUCCUGCUACCCACCUGCACCUUAUUCCAUCUAUUCCUACGAUCCUAAGAGUUUCCCCAAAUACCGUAAAUCCUCUAUUGAGGCCCCCGGGGCUUAUUUAUUUCAAACACAUUUAAGGGGGAGGCUUAUUUGAUUUCGCACAGACAAUGGUAUCAGUUCACCAUAAAGACGUAGAGUGCAAAGUGGAAAAUCUCAAGAAUGAGAAGUUGGAGGUAAUGCAACUGAGGAUCCAAAGUUAAUCAAAACUUCCAGCUGCUGAAAAAAGCAUCCUAAGUCCACACGAAGUUUAACAUUCGUGAUUGAUUAAUACAGCCUAUCAUUUAUUAGUGAAUAAUAAGAAGAAGGAGGGGAGGCGGGGCUUAAAAGAGAGGGGGGGGCUUAUUACCUUUCUUCCUCUGAAAAGGGAGGGCUUAUUAGAGAGGGGGGUUUAAUAGAGGGUUUACGGUACGUUUCUAACCGAAAUAAAGCCUAGUAAAUGUCCAGCAAAAGGAAACAACAGAGCGAAAAGUACACAUGCCCAAACUUUGGAAGCUGUUAGUUUGGGCAGUUGUGGUUCGUUCUGGCUGGAAAGCGAGGAGUGAAUCGGUUAAGGUUUCCAUCCAAUGUUAUUAAUAAUGUUGUUGAUUGAUACUUGAAAUAAACUUGAAAUAACAGAUUGAGGUAAAGACAUGGUUGACAGGCAAAGGCAAUUCUCAUGUCUGUCCAGGACUGCAGUAACAGAAUAUGAUAAUACUCCCGAGUUACCAGGAUUCGUACAAACCAGUUACCACUAGUAUGAAGGCCCCAGUAAAGGAUCCCAUGGCAGGAAUAUCUUAUUUAUUUACCGAUUUUAUGACAUACACCCUUGAAAUUAGCCCAUUCACUUCACAACCACCCAUAACCCCUUGCCUUGCUUAGAUCCAUUUCCUUUGUGCCCCUUGUGAUAUCAGCAAUUAUUUAAAAUCAUCAUGGACAAAAUUAAUUUAACUUCUGCAAGAGGGCAAGAUUUGAACCAUACACAAAUAAGUACAAUUCAUUCAGACAGGUAAGAGAAAAGUAAGUAAAAUGAACAUCACAAACUGUUGACCAGAAAAUUCCGAUAAAAAGCCAACUUAUUGGUUGACUUGUAAUCAACAUUCUUGGCAGUUUCCCAUAAUUAUUUGGCCAAAUAGUGACCAGAAAAUAUGUCAAUUAGCUUAAAAUGGAAUUUUUGUGAGCAAAAUUUCUAGGGGUUAAUGGGUUAAAGACAUCCCCAACACUUUGAAUUGACAUUCUAAAGGAUUUAGGCUCCAGAACCACACAAAUGGAUAGACUCCUGCUAAGAGAUUCAAACAAAACCAACACCCUUUUAACUGGUGACCAAUUUUUAACAUUGAUUUUCUACAUAGGCACAUUGCAAUAAGAGAUCCAAGCCCAACCCUGUUUGAUGAUUUUGGACUGGACAGUCACAGCAGUCCCUCACCCCCUACAGACCACAUCCCAUUUGCAUCCAGAGAGAGACCACCCAAGCCCAAUCGUGGUCAGCAAAGGGAAGGAAGUGCUGGCAGGAAAUUGUCUAAAUUCUGUCACGAGUGUGGAACCAAAUACCCAGUGGAAAAUGCCAAGUUUUGUUGUGAAUGUGGAAUGAAGAGACUUUACAUUGAUUUUACAUAA
Messenger RNA from Porites lobata, 20473 nucleotides. NCBI's taxonomy places the organism in Eukaryota, Metazoa, Cnidaria, Anthozoa, Scleractinia, Poritidae. The record is from the annotation of a GenBank genome assembly.